Molecule: messenger RNA, 1896 nt
Organism: Mya arenaria
Lineage: Eukaryota; Metazoa; Mollusca; Bivalvia; Myida; Myidae
Exons: 5
Coding region: 121-1692 (523 amino acids)
Source: RefSeq, a predicted model, not a curated record
CAAGUUCGAAUAUGGGUCAUCUUAUCCGGGGUCAAAAAUUUGGAGCCCAAAUAUGGAAAAACCUUGUAAGCACUCUAGAGCUGCACAUCUUCACUUAGGCACGAACCGACAUUUCGGAACAUGGCGUCGGUACCAACCGAAAACGAUAUUUUAUUUCACUUAAUGAAGACAUGCUAUAUUGUUAUGGAUUCAUUUCUUUCGGCGAUUGCCAAUGACCAUUACAUAAAUGUUCAUCUGGCCUUGAAGCAAACAAAAGCCCCCGGUUAUGAUAAAAACAAAUGCCAACAGGACGAAAAAGAAUAUAUUGAUCGAUUCCUGGAAAUGGAAAAAAGCAUGCACCUUUUAUAUACUGUUUUGAUGGCAUCUCUUAAAACGCUUGGGCGUCAGUUUCGCAUAGAUUUUGUUCAGCAUCUUGAAAUCAUUCGAGGGGUGAGGAAUACAAUAUAUUUUCUUGUAAAGAACGAUACAAAGAUAGAAAAUGGAGAGGCCAAGAAAAUGAAAAAGAAACUGAAUGCAUUUGAGCGUGAUGUGUUGCAAUAUCUAAACAAUCAAACACUUAAUGAAAAGGUGUCUGAAUGCAAUCCAGCCAGUGAUGUUGAUCGUAGUCAACUGUUUGACACCUUGACAGAAUGGAUAAAAAGUGAUCACUCGUUUGGACAAGAUUAUCUUCUACACAUAAAACGAGGGAAAUUCAGGAAAAGAGAAUAUAGAAACUGGAUAAAACUCACAAUAGCACUCGCAGAAGGGAGAAAAUGUCUGUCAGGUUUUGUCUUUGGCAUGUUUGAUGAGUUUACAAAAGGAAAUCUUAAAGUUUGCAAUGGAACGACACUCUCUGAAGAAAGUAGAAAUCAUAUGAAAGUUCAUACACACUUUGAGCCAAGUUGUCCGAAAUGUGAAGAAAUAAAGAAAAUAACACUUAAAUUAAAGGUCAAGAAAACCUCAAGGGAGAAAGGUUCGUCAUUAAAAAAUAAAAGAAUUCCGCGGGAAUUGUACUUGCUCAGUCUUUUCGGUGCUGGAAUGAAAUUAGACAGCGUUCGAGAUCCAGAAUCAUACGAAGUCCAAGACCUCUGUCGUGUCAUGCAAGAUUGCCGUUUAUUCCACCUAUGUGAUGCCAAUCUUUUGAGAAUGGUUGCGAGCGUUAGAAACAAAGUUUUUCAUUCGCCAGACAAUACAAUGGAGGGCAAUGAAACAGAUGAUUGUUUCAACAUCAUUAUUCAACUUCUGAAUAUCUUAUCAAACCAUCAAGACGUCCCAGAAAAGUUAAAACGUAAACUACGAAAGGGCGAGAGGAUUGUUGAGGAGAUAAAAGUUUGUGAAAUCAACAUCAGUAUUUUCAAGGAUUCAUCCAGAGCAUUAGUAGAAAAGAAAAGAGCACUUAUCGCUGAUCUUGCUGAAGCAGAACAAGUUGACGUUGAACGCAUUGCUGGCCUCCUCGAAGAUAUUGGAAAAGAGAAAGUAUUUUGGGAAGAUGAACUUGAAAGGGCUAAACUUAAAAUGCUCUCGGAAGACGAUUUAAGCAACGGGGAAAGGGAGUGUGUCGGAAACGUUCCUUGUCUGACCUAUAAAGACAACUGUCCAGACAAGGUUCUUUUCCAAAGUAGUUUCGAGAAUUUACUUGAAAUUGUCUUUACAUUUGUGUACUGUGUUGUGCUGUGGGAGUUUUUCAAACUAGCGUAUCCAUUCCUGUUUUGAAUAAAGCUGGUGUUAUGUAUAUAAGAUAACUGAUAUUAAAACAAGUUUGAAUGCAUUUUUGCCAAACUGUGAGUGCACUGUUUAGGGCUUUGUUGAUGCGGGCUAUGUUACAUGACUUGUCUUCUUUUGCUUGAAACAUGCACCGGUAUGUUUUCAUUUGAAUGUGAUGUCUGUCUGGUUGUUAAGUAUGUGAAAUAUUACCCG